Messenger RNA from Pygocentrus nattereri (red-bellied piranha), 3469 nucleotides. It is a transcript of the gene fancb, whose product is annotated as FA complementation group B. The record is from RefSeq and is a predicted model, not a curated record. Bases 327 to 2789 code for a protein of 820 amino acids. Gene Ontology annotation, cellular component: Fanconi anaemia nuclear complex. The transcript has 10 exons. NCBI's taxonomy places the organism in Eukaryota, Metazoa, Chordata, Actinopteri, Characiformes, Serrasalmidae. Gene Ontology annotation, biological process: replication-born double-strand break repair via sister chromatid exchange; interstrand cross-link repair; positive regulation of double-strand break repair via homologous recombination.
AGCGCUUGGGUGUAAAAUAGUUCAUUAUACUCCUGUUUCUCUACAGUGACAGGAGCCAGGGUUCACCAUGUAAAUAAAUACUAUUUGCCUCAUUACAACAUCCAGCACGUCUAUGUAGCUAAAGCUAUCUUAAAGCAAUGUCUCAGGCAUCAAGCAGUGGAUUUAUAACCAACUUUUUAGACUCAUUAAACUUUUCAGACGUCUGGUUCCUAUGACCCGCCACCGUGAACAAACAAUUCUGACUCUCGUCUUUGAUCAAAGAGCGUUCUUGAUGCUAUUAGACUUUAACGUGAACUCAGAGACUUUAAAACUUUAAAUCAGAAGCCAUGGCGCCUGAGCAGCAAAUCCGAAUCACCUCCCUCUGUGGAAGCCUCUUCGUCUUCCAGCGUAGGCGCAUAAGUCCAAAAGGUUCCGAGAUCACAUUCUGGAGGAUGGCCUUCGGCCAGGACUCUGGUGGCUUCUUCAACAAGGAUGGCCGGAUCAGCACCGUGUACAAGAGUGCCUCCAGAGAUGUUGACAUAGUUCAUUGCACCUCAGCUGUGGACAUCAAGACGAGGCAGAAGGUGCCUUGCAUUUUAUUGAGGCAGCGCAAAAAGGCGAGCCAGGGCUUCAAGUACAUGCUUUACUCUUUGGAUGGCUCAGCCAGCGGCAAGCUCCACGUAGAGCUUGUGCUGCCUUUCGAGGUAGACGACCGUGUCUUGAUAUUCCAUGGGCCCACUUUGGUGUGGAGUCACGAGGACAGGGUCUUCUACACGUCCUCAGAACUUGGUGGGGUGGUAGAGCUCCCCGUUCGUUUGAAUGUCAGCUUCAUUGGAGAGUUGCCUCUUUGUCAAAGAAGAAUAGGCAUUCUAGGUUUAGAAAAACAAUCAUCCGGGGAAGCCACCAGGGGAAACAAAGUCCUCCUGUACUUGCUUGAGGAUGGCAGAACCUUCGGCGGGAUGUGCCUUUUGCCUGAGGCCUACAGCUCGGUCGUUCGAUGUAUGACGGUGCUCUCGGCCAAAGAGGCGGACGGGUUGCUGAGGUCUACCGUCCUGGCCGCCACUUGCAGGAAACAGCUGGUGCGUUUUGAGAACGGGUUACCCGAAGAUGUGUGUGUUCUCCCAUAUGAGCACCCUCGGAGCAUCCGGAUUGUCCACGUCGGAGAUGGUGGCUGCAUCAUUGCUGUCGUUUUCGACCAUGGCAAUGUGUGUGCAGUGUGGAAAGACAGUUUUAAGAUUGCAGACUGCUGGACGGGGGUCAGUGACCUGCUGGUGGAUGACUUUGUGGGCUGCGGAUCAGAACAGAUUCUGCUGCUGUUUGAAGAUGCCACAAAAGAAGUCCUCGGAGAGUUCCUGCUCACUGACCUCUGCGGUGUCCGUUACUCGCGUGGAAGAGUGGAGAGUGAAGACCUAGAUCAGAGUGAUCCUGCCCAGGAGAACGUUGUUCUGACGGUUAAAGCUUUAGACACCAGACUUCAGAGCGGCCUGGCCUUCCUGCAGGAGCUCCAGAGAGAUCUGAGUGUUAAGGAGCGAGUUCUGCAGCAGUCCGUGACGGCCCUGGCGGAUCUGGUGUCAGACAGAGAGCACGUCCCACCGCUUCCACAGCAGGAGGGGCUGGUGUGUCUGUGGGAUGAAGAGAGUGAGGAAGAGGAGGAGGAGUAUGUUCCGAAUGAGAAGAUGCAGAUGGAGACUGAGGAACGUCCUCCUGAAGUGAAGAGAUUCUGGCACCGAGUCGUCGGGGAAAGCUUGAUCCUCGGAGUUCUCUUCACAUCAAACACUGACCCGUCGGAGGAGAACGUGACUGCAUCCGUUCUGUUGGAGCCAAGUGGUGGUGUGGCGGCCAGUGUAGUCCAGAGCCUGAGUAAAACCCUGCCGUAUCCCGAGCUCCUGUCCACGGCAGGCCUGGACCCUCCUGCUGCUAAAAGAAGCAGGAUGCCUGCUGGUGUUUCGGAAGCCCACAGACCCCCGCAGCUGGCGGUGCUAACGGUUACUGACCUCACACCACUGCUGACCUCCAGCAGGGUCACCUGCUCCAUCCUCCUCCAUUCUCCAACAUCUAAACCAGGACCUGCUGUGCACCAGUGCGGUCGGGUCAGUCUGGAUAUAAAGGACGUGCUCCAGGGGGCGCUACAGCCUCGCCUGCUGACAGACUGCAGCGUAGACUCGGAUGAGUCCAGGGAGGACCUGCUGAGCCUGCUGGCAGCGUUUGAGCCCCGGCUGUUCCUCAUCGAGAGCUCAGAGCACACGGUGGUGGACGUGUCCGUGUGGCUGGUGGACAGACUGGGGGCUAAACCGGUGGGAGUCAGUCCUCAGUACCUGCUGAUUAAGUCUACACAGCCGUCCUCCGCCCUGCUCUUCCACUGGCAGCCCUGCGGCCCCUUCCAGGCGCUGCUCCGAGUCCACGGCAGUGGUCAGUUUGCUGUUUUGCGUUUCUUGGACUCCCUCUGUGAGUUUCUGCCGGCCUCUCAUAACAUCCAGCCCCUCAGGAGCUCUGCUCGUCGGGGGGGAAGCCAGGACCCCGCCUCAUUUCUGGGAACAGAGAUUCGGAUGAUAAAAGAGGGCGUGGCCUCCCUCCUGCGUGACGGACAGGAUAGACGGAGAUUUGGGGUCGGGACUUGGAGGGACUCCACCUCUCCAGAGCGGCUCCACCGCUGCAGGGAGGAGUGGCAGAGAGAGCAAGAGAGAAGCAGCAGGGUGCUGCACCCCCUGGUGGACGCCUCGCAGUACCGCAAGCUGAUGGACAACCUGAUUCAGAAGCAGCUGGAUGGGGACAUCGCCGCCCUAGUGGAGGCACGGAAUAGUGAGGGCUGAAGCUGGUGAGGGACGACGCCCCGUCUUCUGGUCGCCACGGAGACAGGCGGUGAAGUCCGGUCCUUGCUGAGCGAUUUUUCUGCCUCUGGGUUGUUUUUACGGUGAGGCUGCCGGCAGCGCGGACAGGCUCUCUGCCGUUUCCCCUGAGCUUCACGGCUCUAAUACUUCACCGACAUUUUUCUGAGAAAACACUUAAGCUGCCCUCGGGACUCGGGCUGCUGGAGACGACCCCGUCAGCUCUCGUUCUGCUGCGUGCCAUCCACCACACGCACACAGGGCACAGAUGGUAAAGCGAUGGCUUGGCGAAAAAACAUAUUUACCCAGUUUUUCUGCCUUUCCUCAAAUGCAGUGGAUCACUUUAGUGUCUGAAAUUUGCUUCUUUGGUUUUAGCACUGGAGCUACGAGACUAAUGCAGUUAACAAGUAAUGGAAGCCUAUAAUCCACCAACUAGUGCGACGCUGUUGCCUCAAACUGUAUCUGUAAAAGAUGUGACUGUUGUUUCCGACGCUGUAUGAGGCACUGUGGCCUGUAAGGGAUGCACCGAUCCAGCUUUCGCUCCUGAUACCGAUUCCGAUACCCGAACUAAAUACUUGAUACACAACCAAUUUCUUUUUCUUCCAUUUAAAAUCUGCAUACCUUUAUAAAAUACGCAGUGACAAUUAAAGAGUUUAAUCCAGAAA